Molecule: messenger RNA, 2276 nt
Organism: Silurus meridionalis
Lineage: Eukaryota; Metazoa; Chordata; Actinopteri; Siluriformes; Siluridae
Product: inositol-trisphosphate 3-kinase A
Exons: 7
Coding region: 257-2044 (595 amino acids)
Biological process (GO): inositol phosphate biosynthetic process
Cellular component (GO): nucleus; cytoplasm
Molecular function (GO): inositol tetrakisphosphate kinase activity; inositol-1,4,5-trisphosphate 3-kinase activity
Source: RefSeq, a predicted model, not a curated record
UCUAAUUUUUAUUAGAUUAGAUUACAGAUACCACCACAUUAGAUACAAUGAUUCAUUAUUUGCUCUUGUUUAACAUUAAGUGCAAUCAUUAAUCUUUUAAAAGAAUACUUGCAGUUAACUUUGUAUGUUUUUACUUAAUAUUUUUUGUAAUGUUAAGAUGAAUGUAUCUUCUUGUUUUUAAUUUAUCACUCUGCACCAAUUUUUGGAUUACUGCACUGUUUGUCGUUAUGAGGAUUUUAUCGGGUUGCCUAGCUCGAUGAAAGGACUGGUGUUUACUUCAAGAAAUAUGAGCACAUCGAUAGAUAUGUCUGACGAGGACGAAUCGAGAAGAUCCAGCAAAGCAGAAAAUGUGAAAAUUAAUAGAAGCCAGUUGAAAGGAGUAGGAGAGAAAGUAGAUGAAUUUGAUAUUAACUGUAUGAAGGAUGCUCUGCUCGCUAGCCGAAGGUCAAAGCCCAAACUUGUGUCUGCUCAGGCUGUGCUCUCAUCCAGACUAGAACCAGAGACCAUUCAAGAGGAACUGUUUGUGACUCCAUCAAAAAUUCCAGAGGACUGGGAACCUAACAGUGUGAUGAACUACUCUAAACCUAACAAUGGACAAAAAGAAGAUAAUGGUAGAAAAGAUUUAAAUACAAAACAUAUCGCUGAUGAGGGAGGCUUAUGUUCUGGUGAAGUGUCUAGAAUGAAUUUGUGGAGAGUGGGACAGAGGGAAAGAUGGAGAGGGAAGAGGAGAGAGAGGCUGGAAGCAAGAGUAGAGAGCAUAGAGGAGGAGGACAUCUCUACUGAGAAAGAAAUGAACCGAGGAAAUAGAUUGAGACACACACAAAGGCUGUGGGGAUCUAAGGAGGUGCAAGAUGAAGUGUCAAAAAAGGAUGUGACAGAGCUGAGCGGAGCAGCGCAAGGAAAUAUUGAUGGAGACGCAGAGAUGAGAGGAGCGGUUCCCCAUCACAUAUUUUCAAAGGUUUUUGCUAACUCUUUUGCCUCCUCAUCCUCCUCCUCCUCAUCAUCCUUCAACUAUUCAUCAGCGGAAAGUGACGAGGUCUUCAGUGAGGGAGAGGAGAUGGCCAAGAGGAAGGAUGUGAAAAGGUGUCGAUCUUGGAGGACAUUCCUGACCAUGAUGCAGUGGUCAAGGCGCAGACAGAGCUCCUGGAUACAGCUGGCUGGACACCAAGGUAACAUCCAGCUGGGUGAAGGUGGAGAGGUGCUGAAGAGAUUCAACGAGGUGGAGGAUACCUGCCUGCAGGCACUUAUGUCUGAUACACUCCAUCAAUUUGUGCCUCGCUAUUACGGGCACAUCAGCAGGAAUGGAGAGAACUACAUCCGUCUCGAGGACCUGCUGAGUGGCCUCAAGCAGCCUAUCAUCAUGGACUGCAAAAUGGGCAUCCGCACCUACCAGGAGGGGGAGAUUGUGAAAGCAAGAACCAAAGCUACUAUUCGAACCGAUAUGUACCAAAAGAUGGUGAAAGUAGAUCCUACAGCUCCUACAGAAGAGGAAAAUGCUCAAAGAGGUGUGACAAAGCUGCGCUACAUGCAGUGGAGAGACAACACAAGUAGUACCUCAACACUAGGAUUCCGCAUAGAAGGCAUAAUGACAGAGAAUGGGAUUGUACGACGUGAUUUUAAUAAAACUCGGAGCAAAGAACAAGUUACAGAGGCCCUGCUACUAUUUACCAAGAGACAAGCACACAUUCUAGAAGCCUAUCUAUCCAGACUGGGUGCGCUAAAAGAAACAUUAAAGGAGUCUGCCUUUUUCAAAAGUCAUGAGGUAAUAGGUGGCUCUCUCCUUUUCGUCCAUGAUUGUCUUACUAACAAAGCCAAUAUAUGGAUGAUUGAUUUUGGAAAGACCACUCCAGUGCCCGACAAUAUGCAUUUAAAGCAUGAUGUUCCAUGGGUUGAGGGAAACCGAGAAGAUGGCUACCUACUUGGAUUGGUAUCCCUCAUUUCUUUGUUCCAUGUUGCAAUCAUGGAAGUUAGAGGACAGGACAUAGAGACUCACCAUUCACAGACAGAGCACAUAAUUAACCAACACCCAGUUGGAAAUAAUUGAAGUAACAACAGACUUUUCAAAAGGAACUAUAGCUAGUUAAUAUGGACUAUUCAUGGAGAGUCACUACAAAUCCUGUAUAUGCGUAUAUACAAUAUAUUGCAUAUUUAUUGCAUUUGCUGUAUAUACUGUAGAUAUGUUAUUGCCACACACCAAACAAAAUGUUAAAUUAUAGCAAUUAAAUUAUAAAAAAACUUUUUUGUAGAACUUCUUAAUUGAUCUGAAAAUAAAUACU